Messenger RNA from Trichoderma asperellum CBS 433.97, 1695 nucleotides. RefSeq lists its product as uncharacterized. Gene Ontology annotation, biological process: DNA-templated transcription; regulation of DNA-templated transcription; response to xenobiotic stimulus. Gene Ontology annotation, molecular function: DNA binding; zinc ion binding; DNA-binding transcription factor activity, RNA polymerase II-specific. Lineage: Eukaryota; Fungi; Ascomycota; Sordariomycetes; Hypocreales; Hypocreaceae. The record is from RefSeq and is a predicted model, not a curated record.
AUGACAAUUAGGCGCAAGCGUGCGAGGAAAGCGUGCAUCCCCUGCCACCAGCGCAAGCGGAAAUGCGACGCCAAAUACCCUUGCAGUAGGUGCAGCACGUAUGAAUACAACUGCAAAUACGCCGCUGCCGCCGACGAUAUCACGGGCACCACAGGUCGCGGCGCUCAUGCCCCUCCGCCACCCAAGCGUGCCACUCUUGACGGCGGAAGUGAUAUGGCAACCCGAGUCGCCACAUCGAGUUGGUCUCAGCUAGAGCCAGGUCCCGCCUUCGAGUCCGGCACGUCCACGGCCACCGCGGCGCCGGCUGGCAUCUUCGACGAGCACAAGUCGAGAUACGCCGGUGCGUCGGCGGCCAUGGCAUUCCCGCACAUUUUGGGCGGGGUUCUCGGCUCCGACAGCCCUUCUAAGACGCAUACCCUCGCCUACAACUUUGGCAUCCGACCUGAGGAGCCUUCUAACACGCACGUCUUGCUGGGGACGCUCAUCUCAGAGGACGACCUCGGCUUCUUCUCGGGUGUAUACUUCUCGGCGCUGGCACCUAUCGGUGACUUACUGGACCCGAAAAUCUACGCCCAGCGAUGUUGGGACUACUAUCAUGGCUCCGGCAGCACCAUGAUCGCCUUUGGUGCUGUGGCUGCUGGUGUGGCCGCUCUUGGGUCGUUCCUGUCCCCAAACAGACACGCGCGGGAAUCUGAUUUGGUGCAAUACGCCAAGGCCAUUCUCGACGAUCCAGCUUCGAUGCGCAUGCUAGGCAUCGACCAUAUAAUUGCGUGGGGCAUGCGAGUCUUUUACCUACGAGCCACGAGCCGACCUAAUAGUGCCUGGAUUGCAUCAUGCACUAUGAUGCACCUGUGUGAAGCGGUAGGGCUGCACGAGGAGGAGAAUAUUAAGAAGAUAGCGUCUGACGCCGGCGCUGCUGUUCUUGGACAUGAUGCGGACCGGCUGAGGCGAAUAUUCUGGAUCUCGUGGUCCGGACAUAAUUUGCUGUGCUACGAGUUCGAUCGCUCAGCUGUCCGAUUUCGAGCCGUGACUUGCCAGGCCAUCAUCUCGAGAUCAGGGUCCGUGGCCGACCAGUUUGUGCAAAUAGCCCAGAUCAUCCCAGCACCCAACUCCCCGUUCCACCUUGAAUGCCAGCCUCAAUCUCCUCGGGAGGAGCUCUUUGAGCGUCUCAAGGCAUUGGGAAAUCUCUGGUUCACUCAUCCGUUUCUGGUUGUGACCAAGGCAGACCUUGCUUUUUGCUUCUAUCGACGCAUUUACCAGCUCAAGAUGGGUAUAUCGGAAGACAUGGUCAAGCUCAUCAUUGAUAGUGGCAACGCUGCAGUCGAUGCGGCUCAGCAGCUGGCUAACCAGGGUCGUCUGUUUUGGAACGUCAUCGGCAGUAUCUUCCAGUAUGCCUGCGUGCUGUUGGCCAUGGACACGCCGGAGGCUUCCUCUCACAUCGCCGCUGCCUUUGAGGGCUUGGAGAAUCUCGUCAAGGUAGCCAACACAGAGCUGACACGUGCGGCAUUGUCUAUGGCGCGCCAUCUACUCAGUCUCUAUAUAACGAGGAAGCGAAAGGAGCUUGUCAGGCUAGAAAAUAUCGAGCUGGAUUCCAUGGCCAACACUGCUGUGCCGGAUUUGGAUUGGGGGAUGGACUGGGAGCAGUUCCUUGUCGAGCCAUAUCUAUCGAUGCUCGGUCCCGACGGUCAAUUAUAG